AUGCAACCCAGUGAAUUGUCAACAGGCUCUCUCCUUAGCGCCACAUCCAACUCCCGAAAUCCCCCAAGUGAAAACAUGAUGGCAGAUAAUGGUGUGGAUCUCACGACUGAGGAAAGCCAGGUCUCUACGACCAUUUCGUGGCAUGAACCUCAUCCAAUCUUCGUUAUCAUCCUGAUUGGCAAAGAUGAGACACCCUAUGGAAUUCAGAAAGAUCUCCUGUGUGCUCAAUCUCCCUAUUAUCGUGAAAUUUUCGCAGAACAAGGUGAAAUCAACAAGGUGGAGCAUAUUGUUAAGCUACCAGAUACGGACGUCGAGAUCUUUGGUUGUUUCCAGAACUUCAUUUAUACCGGCUAUGUGUAUGAUCGUCGCGGCGGAAGAGAAAUUCCCGAUUAUCCACUUCUGAUGGGUGUCUGGAAAUUGGCAAUGCAAUUGAAGAUGGCUCCUUUGCGAACCGCCGUUUUAGAUGUCAUGGCUGAGCGGCGCCGGCUGACGAGUGCUAUCCCUGGAACGACACUUUUAAAGCAAGCUUGGGAGGAGACUGAAGAGGGUAGUGGGCUGCGUAAGAUGCUUAUUGGGUGGGCUGCAGAGCACAUGCGGUCCUCCCCUGAUGUCCGAAACGCCUUCGCCAAGUCCCUCCCCCAAGAAAUCCUCAGCGAGCUGGUAAUCGUUAUGAGUGAUCUUCCUGCCAGCCCGACAUACACGCCGCAAUCCAAGAAACACCCGCUUCCCCACCAACCCAACGAGCUCGACGCCCUUGACCGCCUGCACCAGCCAUCUCCCAAACGUGCCCGCAAAUCUGAAAUAGGCACCACUAUCGGGAGAACAGAUGACGACUUCGAGCUCAAGUCUAACAUGCGAAAGGGCCCUCGUAAAUCCGAAUCUGCCAACAUCAGCGGUAGCCGUAAGCCCAAAGGCCGAAUCCCUCCGCAAAACCAAAAUCCUGCUAGUUCAUCCAACACCGCUCAACCAGCACAAAUAGACGCUGACCACGAUCUCCUCUACUGCCGCGACCUAAUCGGACGCAUGCUUUCCGGGCCCGGUUUCUGGACUCGCCUAGUAGGGCCCUUCAAAGAGCCCGUCGACCCAAUUACCCACCAUGCUCCGAACUACUUCGACGUAGUCAAGCGACCAAUCGAUUUGAAAACCAUCAAAGCCAAGAUGGAUAGGGGGGAGUAUAAGAGUAGUGCUGAGUUUGAGGCCGAUAUUAGGCUGAUUUUCCAGAAUUGUUAUGAGUAUUGGACGCCCGAGGAUCAGGUGUUUAGGGACUGCGAAACACUGGAGAGGUAUUUUAAUGAGAAGUGGGCUCAGAGGCAUAAGUGGAUGCCGCCUAAUGUCAAGAUGGAGGAUGCUAGCUUUGCAGAAAUCAUGUCGAGGAAACAGGAGUUACAACGGUUCACUACAUUUCGCGCACUGGAAGCCCCCACCUUUUGUUUUGCCUGGUAG
Venustampulla echinocandica is the source of this 1443-nucleotide messenger RNA. Its product is annotated as Bromodomain-containing protein. The record is from RefSeq and is a predicted model, not a curated record. Bases 1 to 1443 code for a protein of 480 amino acids. Gene Ontology annotation, biological process: regulation of DNA-templated transcription; chromatin remodeling. The transcript is spliced from 4 exons. Lineage: Eukaryota; Fungi; Ascomycota; Leotiomycetes; Helotiales; Pleuroascaceae. Gene Ontology annotation, cellular component: chromatin; nucleus.